GGGCCCUUUACAGUAGGAUCGCAAUAUGGCAGCGGCGGUGGGCGCAGGGGUUGCCGCUGUCGGGGCUCUUUGCGCUUAGAGCCCCCUUCCCGCCUCCCCUCCCGGGCGGACGGAACCCCCAGGGUACCUCGGAGUCAGCCUUGCCCCGUCGCGUCCGACAUGAGGGAGAAGGGCCGCAGGAAGAAGGGCAGGACCUGGGCAGAGGCCGCCCGGACGGAAUAUCAUGGAGCCUUGCAGUCCAAAGAGUGCCUUGGAGUUGUCUGGUUUGGUGCUGAUGCUGCCCUAAAACACAAGUGGAUCUGGAAAGGAAUCAUGGAGUCCUGGGUGGUCUGCUGGCUCUGCACCAAGUGGUGGUGGGGAGUUAAGAAUGUGCACGACUUGUCUUGUGCUGGCACGUGUGGAGAGCAUCGGUGUUUGUGUGCCACUCCUACAGGAGCACAGAAGAGUGGAAAGGUCCUGGAGAAAUACCCUAAUACACCUAUGAGCCAUAAAGAGAUCCUUCAGGUUAUCCAGAAGGAAGGACUGAAAGAAAUCAGUGGGACUUCUCCUCUGGCAUGCCUGAAUGCCAUGUUACACACCAACUCCCGAGGGGAAGAGGGCAUUUUCUAUAAGGUGCCGGGCCGCAUGGGAGUCUACACUCUGAAGAAGGACGUUCCGGACGGGUUGAAGGAGCUCUCUGAUGGCUCGGAGGAGAGCAGCGAUGCCCAGUCCGACUCCCAGAGCUCCGAGAACUGCAGCAGCAGCAGCAGCAGCAGCGACGGGUGCAGUAACAAAGACGGGAAGAAAAGCAGAUGGAAAAGGAAAGUGUCAUCUAGACUGUCACAGACAUCCUCCCCGCAGUCAGGCUGCCCGUCACCUUCCAUCCAGACAGGCAAAGUCAUCUCCUCGUCCCAGAAGCACAGCAAGAAGGCGCUCAAGCAGGCCUUGAAACAGCAGCAGCAGAAGCAGCAGCAGCAGCAAUGCAGAGCCGGCAUGCCCGUGUCCUCUAAUCAGCACGUCCUUCUGAAGCACGUCAAGGCAGCCAGUGACUCCGCACCGGCAAAAUCUACUUGGGAAGGCAAGCAGUCAGAUGGACAGUCCAGCAGCCCUCAGAACUCCACCUCCAGUUCCUCUCCCUCUGUUAAGCUUGAUAACUCCUUGCCAGGGCUGGGGAAGAAACCAUUCCAGAGAUCUGACAGGCUCCAUGCAAGGCAGCUGAAGAGAACAAAGUGUGCUGAAAUUGAUGUGGAAACUCCCGACUCCAUCCUGGUGAACACCAACCUGCGGGCACUGAUCAACAAGCACACCUUCUCUGUUCUGCCCACGGAAUGCCAGCAGCGCCUGCUGCUGCUGCUGCCCGAGGUGGACAGGCAGGUCGGGGCGGAUGGUUUGAUGAAGCUGAGUGGCUCUGCGCUCAACAACGAGUUCUUCACUUCAGCUGCCCAAGGCUGGAAGGAGCGGUUGUCAGAAGGUGAGUUUACACCAGAAAUGCAGCUAAGAAUACGGCAAGAAAUAGAAAAGGAAAAGAAGGUCGAGCUGUGGAAGGAACAUUUUUUCGAGAGCUACUAUGGCCAGAGUUCCGGACUAAGUCCUGAAGAGUCGAAGAGACUGACAGCAAACACCAGCCCUGCCGAGACAGAGCCUGAAAAGGCAGCAGCUGAACAGCCAAAAUGCGCGCCAGCCGCUCUGGCGCCGCUCAAAGAGGAGGUUCCUUCUCCCCUAGAAUCUAAAGCACAAGCAGUCCAAGAAGCACCAGCGAUGAAAAGAGCAGGAGAGGAAAGAAGAGAGGACACGCAGCCCAAAGCAGCCAAACCCGCGGAGGCCUCAGUUUCCCCGGGUGGGUGCGCAGUGAAACCUGGCGACCGCUCUCUGCCUGUCAAGGAGAGGGUCCCGGGAGAAGCCAUUCCGGAGAAACCACAAACUGCUGUGAGUCAAAAGCCUGAAGAAGAGAGAAAGCACGCUGCCUCGAAGGAAGUGCUCGCGAGAGAGACUGUCAGUACCUCAGUUUUGGCCCCGAGUAAACCAAAGAGCCCCGAAGCAGGGGAAGUAGUAGCAGACGUGAAAAGUCCAGUGGUUGCCCCAGAACCACCAGAAAAGAAGCCCCCUGUAAGCGAAGAAAUGGAAGUCAGCGUUGAAGCCCAUAAGAGGAAGUCAGAGAGUCAUGAAGAAGCUCUGACCACUCCUGAAAAAAAGCCUCGCAUGAUGGAGAACUGCCAGCACCGCCAGGCGUUUCGGGCCCAGCCCCAGUCCUUUCCUGCGGCGGGGACCCCGGUGCCACGGGUGCCCCCACUCAAGAUUCCUGUUUCCAGAAUCUCCCCGAUGCCAUUUCCAGCGGGCCAGGUCUCUCCCAGGGCGCGUUUCCCCAUCUCAUUUACCAGUCCGGGAAGAACUGGGGCCAGAACUUUGGCAGACAUCAAGGCAAGAGCCCAACAAGCCAAGGCUCAGAGGGCAGCGGCUGCUGCCGCCGCCGCCGCCGCUGCCGCCGCCUCGACGGGGGGGGCUGUCCCGGGGCCGGGACCGGGCGGCGGCGGGGGCCCACCGGGCGGUGGAGGAGAGAAGAGUAACGCAGCGGCAAGUGGAACCAACGAAACUGGAAUUCGAGGAAAUGCACUGGAACUGGCAGGAACUGGAAGCGGGGGAAGUUCGAGAAGGUUCCUUCCCCAUUGUCCAGGGACAUCUACCCAAAUGGAGACCCAGGCCCCGGGCCCGGCACCGCCUCACGAUCCUUCUCGAGCACAACUACAGCAGACGUCCGCGCUGCAGCCCAGAACUGCAGCCGGCAGCACGGGCACCAGCUCCCCCCCAGCAGCGGUGUCGGCGUUAGAGAAAACCCACAGGACGAACCAGAGCCCCCCCAGUGUGACUGUGGGCCAGGUUUCAGGCUCCCCGUAUGCUGGCAGCGGUGACAAACAAGAGAAAGCACCUUCUGCUCCGGCAGGUCCGAGCCAGGCCUGUGGGGCAGCAGCUGUCAGGGAUGGAACAGGCUGUGUCACCGUGUCCACAGCAGACACCAGCACAAACCUAACGAAGGUAGCAUCCACGGCCUCAGGAGGGACCGGCGCAGAUGUUUCUAAAAGCAAAUCUCCUUCCCCUCCCAUGUCUUCACUGACAUCCGCGAGCUCAGAAGCCCAGGCUGGAGGUGUGGUCCCAUCUGUCCCACCCUCUAGCACCUCCCCAGCAGCGCCCAGCCUUAAAACGCACGCGAGCUCAAGCGGGGCCCUCCCAAAACCAAGCUCCAGCAUUCCUGCGAACAACCCUUUGGUCACCCAGCUUCUUCAAGGCAAGAAUGUCCCUCUGGAGCAAAUCCUGCCGAAGCCUCUCACCAAAGCAGAGAUGAAACCGGUCCCGUUAGCCUCUCCUGAAGAAAAAGGGGCAGCGGCAGCAUCCAGCGCUCCAAGCCUAGCCGGGGGCGGCGCUGGAGCCGAGGGUGGUGAAAGACAAUCGAGUUUACCCACACAACAGCUUGGGAAGAUCUUUUGCCAGAACAGGCCUCUGCCUCACAUUCCAAGGACCUUUCCGCUCCCCUCGGGAAAGGACCCCGGUCCUGACCAGCACCAGUGCCACGAGGCGCUCAGCAAAACAACGCAAGAGCAGAUCCUUCAGACUCUUAUCAAGAGGGUCCAGAGGCAGAAUUUGUUGCCGGUCCUUCAGCCUUCGCAACUGAACCUCACCCCCUCGGGUUUCCAGUUAGAGAACAGCUCCACCAGCCAGCGAUUCAUGCUGGGUUUCACGGGCAGAAGGACAUCCAAGCCUGCCAUGUCUGGUCAUUACCUGCUCAACAUUUCCACCUACGGUCGUGGUUCGGAGAGUUUGAGGAGAGGCUUCUCCUUGAACCCUGAAAACCGCUCGUGUCUGAACAGUCCUGCUGAUGCUCCCAAAGCGGAAUUUGGGGAAUGUGAGGAGACAGCUGGCCAGGGCAGCAGCAGCGACGAAGGGGAUGCAGAUGAUGAGAGUACUGGUGAUGAACGUGAGCGUAUGAGUGUAAAAGAGGAGCCCCAGGCUGCCCAGGUUUCUGGUCAGUGCGAAAGAGAACAGGUACCACAUAGCGUAAAUCCGUCGGAUCACAGCGCCCUUGCUAAAAAGGGCGUAAAGACCGAAGCAGCCACGUCUCAGCAGGCAGCAGGCGGCAAGGAGAACGUUCAGGCCUUGGACGGAACUACGUUAGCACGGGAUUUCAUUCAAGCCGCUCAAGAGCAAAUGGCACAUGCAAUGAGGGGGAAAAUGCACAGCAACACGGAGCUUUUCAGUCCUUCUGUCCCGUCCUCGGACUCUGCGCAGCAGCAGCCUCCGCUGCUCCCUCCUGCGCACCCUCCAAAGCUCUCUGGAAGCGCUGCAGCACAGCUCAUCGGGCCCAGUUACAGCGGGACAAUAAAUGUCUCCACCUCCCCGGACGUGAACCAAGGGUCUCUCAUGAGCGGGCUGUCGGAAUGCAAUCAGUUGUCCAGCAGCAUGGGGAACGUCAUGUCCUUCUCCGUGACUGUAACCACCAUUCCCACCAGCCAAGCUAUGAACUCUGGCAGCCACGGUCAGGCCAUCCCCGUUCAAGCCUUCGCUGAAGACAGCAGCAUGGAGGAUUCCCCUUCCAAAUGUUACUGCAGGUUGAAAGCCAUGAUCAUGUGCAAGGGCUGCGGUGCCUUCUGCCAUGAUGACUGCAUUGGCCCCUCUAAGCUCUGUGUCUCCUGCCUCGUGGUGCGGUAACCGGGACGGGAGGUGGGGAAGAGGAUGGCUUGAUUUGGGGUUUGCUUUCGGAAGUACAAUGGGAAGAAACAGGAAAUUUACUGCCUUGCACAAGAGACACGUUACCGAAUCAGGAAUACAGAGUAGAGUUCUUCUUUCAUUAAAGAAAGAGCACCUUCUUGUACAGUGAGUCUAAAUUGAGCUCAACUACGUGAAUUGUGACAAGAGUUUGCACUUAAGGAAUUAUGUAAAUAUGUCACAUUAUUUUGUUUAAAAAUAUUUUUUCAGUCUUCUAGGAGAUAGCGUUUGACUCGUACUGCAGUUUCAUUAACCCCAGCCUGCUCUCCAGCAUCUUUGCUGAGCUCUGCUCUAGAUGGGGAGCGAACCCCCGGCAAAACCUCAGCCUGAGCUUGGGCUUCUCUUGACCAAGAGAAGAACUGGAUAAUCAAGAAAGGAAUCGUUCGUGCUGACUGACGGGAGCACCGAGGCAGCGAGCCCUGACUGGGCGCACUUGGUUGCUCGAAAUUUUAGUUUGAAUUUUUCGGAGUAGGAAGGCGUUAAACGUUGUACCAGCCUUUCAAGUAAUUGCCUUUCCCUUGUGAGCGGGCCGUUCCCGAAGGCGUACUGGGUUGUGCAAUAUUGGCUGGCGUUUCUGAUGCGCAUAUCCUCUCCGCUUCACGGAGGCAGUUGCAGUAACCUUGUUUUAAGGAAAGUAGCGUCUUCAUUUGCCACUGGUAAAUAACUCAAAAAGGCAACUGAUCUAACCAUAGGAGCCCAGAAUUUAAAUCACUAAACCAACUCGGUAACGGUGAUGACGGGGAAUCCCAGGAACCAUUUAAAGCAGAGAUCACAAACACGUGCUGAACUGCAUUUCAUGUCUGGCCUGCCGGGACCCGGCAGAGCCCUGCGUUUUUACGAGGCGUUUGAGUGAGCCGGGAGGCGCCAUCCCGCAGUCAGGAGCCGUCGGCUGUGACAGCCCGGGACGCGAGUGGAGUGCACCGAGCGUCACCCUCGGUCCCGCGGCUUUCUAGGAAGCUUUUUCUGUGCUCAUCCAACCUCCCCGAUAGGCAGACUUGGCCAAUUUCUAGAGAUUUUCUAUUUAGGUAAGGGUAGGGACAGGAAAACAAGUGUCUUGUUGGGCCUCGCGUGAGCCCGCUGGGGGCGUCUCUGUGUUUUUCGAUACCAAAUGGGGCCUCGUCCCCGCUCGGGGUCUGCGCAGCCGCGGUCCCGGGCCGGGCUGGGGCUGGGGACAGGGCUCCGCACCCCUCCGACCCGAGCCUGGGACACGGCCAGGGACGCGCCUCCUCGCUUUCAGCCUUCAAAAUCCAUUCACUUGGAUUAAUGGAAAUCAAAGCAGUUACAAAAUGGUACUCUGUUCUCAAGAACUGACGUCAGGCUGGCUAACGAAGCACACGCCAAUCUGCAGUUUGAGGUAUUGCAACACGUCCGCGUCCCGUCGAGGGUUUAUGUGGCGUUUCUCUUGGGAAACCAAGCCCACGGGGGUCACUAAUCCCCUCCGGUCCCGUCUUGUCGCUGUGGGGGGCGGGGGGGGGCCAUCCUGCACCUCGGUCAGGUAACGGAUCGUUGUAUCUUUUUUGAUGGCAAAGCACUGAAUUCACUUUUAAUCCAAAGGCCUUUUUAAGAUGAAGCAAUAUUAACAAAAUAGGUGGGACGGCUGGUUUGCGAGGGGUCCUCAGCCUUCCCUUUUCUCCCCCUGUGACUGCCGCGGCGCUCCCCUCGCCCGGAACCCCGGAGCUGUCGGGAAAGAGCAGAAAUACCCACCUGGGAAGCGGCGGGGUUUGCCGGGAGCGGGUGGUGAUUUACUUGGUAGCGAUAAAGAAAAGGAGCGUUGCAGCCGCCGUGGCAUCGUGACAGAGGCGCUUCCCGCCCUGCCCAGCAGAGCCGGCCGCCUCCCAGCAGGGUGCGUGGUGUGCGGGCGCAGGGGCUGCCGCGCACCUUCGUCUUGCUUAUCGCUAAUUCACUGGGGAGCAGUGACCCCUCCUUUCGAACGACGCAGCACAGCUCAGACAUCCAGUGACGAAGAGGAUUUAAGUAGUAGAAAUAAAGUCAAAUUUUUUAAUCUGUAACUGAAAUCUCAAAAAAUCCCCCCGAAACCCUACGCACAAAUUCCUCCCAGUGUUUCCGUCGUGCUGCGCAGGCGCUGGCGGAGGCUGUAGCCCACGAACCACCCCGGCUUCGGCGUGUUCCCCCCGCUCGGCGCGUGCGUGCCUGCGGAGCGGCAGAGGUUGGCUUCUCCCGUUGCAGCCCAGGCGCCGGAGCGGGGAUCAUCCCCCUGCCCGGGCCCGACUGGUCCAUCAGCGCGGCGCAGCCCCCACCGCCUGCCUCCCUCUCCUGGGCUGGGAAAGGGAUUUCUGCCGGAUUUUUAACUGUGGGGAGGCAGUGUGAAACGGGUGGGAGCUGCGUGCCCCGAGGGGUCGCGCUGGGAGCAGGGUCUGUCCCGUCCCUGUUACUCCAGCCUUGUCUGGACGUGCAGAGGCUCCGGCGGUGCAGUAAUCCUCAGGCCGACACGUUCGUUCCUGGCUACGGCAGAUCCCCGGCAUAAUCCGAUUUGAAGAUCGGUGGUAGUUACAGAAUAAACCGAAAAAGUCAUUCUUGCCCCAAAUAAGAGCAAAGCGGUUUUGCUGGCGUAAUUGGAUCAAUUCUGUUCGUACCUUGGCUCUAUCGGUGUGGUUUUCUGACAAGGCGUGAGGGGAAGGAGACGGGGCGGGAGCAGCGGGCCGUGACCUCGCUCUUCGCGCGCGGGUUUUUAACGCCGCCGGGGCUGGGAAAGGCUGUUCCAUUGCUCCUCUCGGCACUUGCCAAAGCCGUCACCGCCCCGGCCGAGGGGCCGGCACGUUCCUCCCUUGGAAUGUCACACGCGGCCCCUGCCGUGCGCGGGCUGGGUUUUCUGUGCCGCGGACGCUCCUGUGAGCCCGCUCGGGAAGGGAAGGAGCUGCCGUUGGAGCGUGGUCCCGCAGGGAAGGCGCCUGCCCGCUGUCACCGUCCUGGGCUGGGACAUGCGGCCACCGCCAAGGGCUCCGGGGCUCCAGAGCUGUGUGGGCGUCCUGCGGGAUGACCUGGAAGUUUACAACCCCGUUCAGUGCCUUAGGGAUAUUUUAACGGAUCAGCACUUUUCUCGGGCUACUUUUAUUCUAUUUCUUUUUAAGAAAAUAAAUUCUUUUAACUGCACAUCUUUGAUUUUAACGUAUGCGAUGAGCUCCCCGCUGCAGCUUGAUGGACCAGUCUCCACAGGCCUGCAAGAGGGCAUUAAGUAGUUAGGAAAUCGUUAGAGAUAACGGGCUCAGUGUAAUGAUCGCUUGCAGGUGGACAUAAAUCCGUGACGGCUUUGCGUGUUCGACAGCGCUGGUUACCGAGUGACGCGUUUGAGAAGGGGGAAAUCCCGCAGCCCGUGCCGAGCGUUCCCGCUGCCGCCUCGCUGCCGAGCCUCCUCCCGCUGCCCCCCCAUCCCUGCCCUUCCCGCUGCUCCUUCCAGCAGGAUCGUAGACCUGCCUUCACGCGGCGUUUAUCAAUAGAAGGGGCGUCGUGACGCAGUUGGAAGCAUUACGCUUCCGUUCCCCAGAGGUGAACAGCACUCUAGUAAAUGCUGUCACGAAAGAAAUCCGAGAUAAAAUGUGUUCAAAGCCUAACGUCAAACUAUGUCUGUGGCAGCAAAAGCAGCUUGAGUAAGAGAUACUCCCAUUUAAAUUCUCCCUUUUGGGCCGUGUCCAAGUCCUGCAGCAGGAGAGCUGGAAGCACAGGCUGCCCCACGGGGCUUCGCUGGCCAGAGCGACCCCCCGGCGGGGGCUGGUGCCGUGGGGGAGCGGGGGCCGCUCCCUGCGGGAGGUCCGGUUUUGAGGUGGGUCGGUAGCACGGGGCAGGGAUUUUGCGUGAAAUUUUAAUGUCCCUCCUUAAAUCAGAAGGAAAGACCAAGACGCUUCGCAGCUGCGCUGGCCCAGGGGCCUUUCUCCUUCUUGUGGCAAUAAGAAAUAGCUGAUGGUGGAGCCGUUGACAGCCAGGAGGUGUCCUCGGGUCGGAGGGGGGUCCUUCACGCUGCUGCAGCCCCAGCAGGGACCAUCCCGGGGCCGGUCCCUGCCGACAUGCCCACAGUGGGAGACCGGAGCUGGCCUUGGGCUUCUCCGUUCCGGGGGGGCUCCGUCUCACGCUUCAUUUAAACCACUGGGCUGUGGGGGGCCACCAGGAGGCGACCAGCACCAGCCCUGCCCGGGACCCUCCCACCUUCCCCAGCGCCGGUUGGGCUUCAGCGCUGCGCAGCCACACGAAUGGCCGUGGGGACAGAGGUGGUGGCAGCGCGUGGCCUGUGGUGGGGCUGGCGGCAGAAGCCACCACCGCUCCGGUGGCCCGGUCUUCUGGGAGAAGAGCGGGGUUGGGGUGUUCCCCGGGAAGGGGCCUGAAGGCCAGCAGCUUCCUUCGUGGCACGGCCUCCCCAGGGACGCGGGAAGCCCUGGGGACACGGUUGCGUUCCUCUCGGGAGUUCCGCUUAAGGCGAGCUGUUGGAAAGCCACCGUUGGCGUCGGCCCUGGCGUCGCGCCGCGGCUCUGCUGGCCCCGGGCGUCGGUGGAGGAGGGUCCUGGGGCCGGGCUGGUUUGAACUUCAGAGUCCCACCUCGGAAAACGCGGCGGCGGGAGGGCGAGGCUGGGGUGCGCACACUGGAUCACCCCGGCCGUAGCAGGGAUUAAUGGCUGCGGGGGGAGACGAGCGCCCCCGGGCACCCGCAGCCCCGGCAGGGGCUCUGCCAGCGGCGCCUCCCCUGGGGUCGUGGUACCCACAACUUUCUUUGUUGCCUAGGUUGUUUUUUUUAAUGCUAUACAUUUGAUAUAACAGAAGAUCAAUUUUAAGAGCUUACAGUAAUAUAUUUUAAGUAAUAUAUAUUUUAGUAUCUGUAAAAAAAAAAAAAAGACAGAGGAUGAUUUAUGGAGUAGAUAAACAGGGUAUGGGCGUGUGCAGUUCCUCAGCCAGGCCAAGGGUAGUUUUACAAGCAGGAGAAAUGAAGAGAGUCAGUUUUUUUUCCAUUAAUGCAAUAAAAAUGGGAAUUCUUAAAAAGAAGAAAUCCGAUACUGUUUACCACGUGCUUUUCUUGUUUUGACAACAGGCCUGUAAACGCAGUUUAGAAGAUACUAAACCUUUGUCUGUCUUUUGCCUUUUUAAAAGGGACUUAAAUUGGAAUAGAGGGUAUGUACAGAAAAAUCAAGUUGACACCAUUUAAAAAUGUAUUUUUACACAAAUAAUAUAGAAAAAACCAUAUUUUACAUAAGAAUUUUAAGUAUUUGAAAUAUGUAUAUAUAUACUGUAUGUACUUCAUAUAUUCUUUAUUUUACAUUUUCAAUGUAUUAAAAAGUAUUUGAGCUGGCUGGAUUUGAGCACGUAAUAAUGUUUAAAAGCCAAAGGGCCAGAGGGCGAGAGGAUGCGGCAGCUGCGGGGCCGCGCAGGAGCCCACGCCGUCGGGAGGAGCCGAGCAGUUCCAGGCAGGGCACAGGGAGCGCUUCGCAGCCCCGUGUCCCCUCGGGUUCCGUUAAUAUUCGCCCAUUUGCCUCGUAACGGCCCAGAAUAAAUCGCUGGUGAGAAGACGAGACUCGAGGUGGAUCUUCCGUACAACGGCGCUACCGCCAGAGCCAGAGAGCUGCUGCUACCGAAGCUGCUCAACCAAAACAAAAUCGGAAGCUCCCGGGUUUUGCCGUGCCGCUGCCGUGUUGAUAAAUAGCUGGAUUCCUCGUGUGAGCAUCUUGCGGUGCUUAUGGGGAAUUCAAACCGUGCACCAAGAGUCCGAUGAUUUCAAGGAAACACUACCAAAGCAGAUUAUUUUUUUGUAAUUUGUAGGAAUUCUGGUGAAAAUCUCGCUGCAGAGGGCGAUACGUCUUUGCAGCUCUUAGAAACGGAGUGAAUUCUCCUCAGGAACGGGAACCCGAGGUGCUCCCCGAGCAGGCGUCUGGCCCAGGCAGAGCGAAGGGCGGCCGGAGAGCGGCGGGGUGCGGAUCGGGGGGUCACGGCGCCGCGGGGAUCAACCCCAGCUACACGGCGCCGCACGUCAGCUUCCCCCGCUGCCUCCCGGCACCGCGUCCCGGGACCGUUCGUUACAGAGCAAAUAGCGCCUGUGCUGUCUCUGAGCGAUGGGGAGACCUGCAGCCCCUGCCCUUGCUGCUCCCAGUCCUGUGUGUGUGUAUACACACAUAUAUAAAACACAUAUGUAUUUUUAUAUAUAUAUCACAAAUCUCUCCUGGGAGAAAGGUGUCAGCGGCCCCGCAGCGCAGGAGGGACGGUGUCCCUGCCGCAGCCCCUUGUCCGUGAUGCCCAUUUUGGCUCAGAUGAAUCUCAAGCGACAUUUACACUAUUCCGCUGGCCCCGGCAAGGAGCCGCAGGACUCCCGGGCGCAAUGGGAGGGGUUACAGCAAUUCUCUGUCGCUGGGACUCGCAGGGAAGGAGACCUGGAUGUGGGAGAAGAAGCAUUAACGAGUCAGGUUUUAAAAGUACAAAUCUGAGACCUGAAAAGGCAGGAAUAUGGUAUUUUUAUACUGCUACAAUUAUCAUUGGAAUCUCUUGAAAAAAUCAAAACGUAGCAGGCGACGCCGUGUCAAAAUGUGCUAGGGCCAGGCGGAGGGGGCUCUCGUGCCGUAGGCACUUGCAGCGUAAGGAGGCCCCGCGGCUUGGGGGUGUACAUCCACAGAGCCUCUGGGGGCCGCGGGGGGUGCGUGUGUACGCACAGCCCGGGCUCAGCUGUGCGUCCAUCGAGACCAGCCCCACCUCAGUCCCCUGGCGACAUCACACCUUGCAAAGUCACCGCAGAGCUGAGACGGAAUUACAGCUUUUGGUUUUCAUGUUUAAGACACAUGGGUUAGACAAAAGAUAGAACAGCAACGUGUUUUGAUCUGCUGCACUUUUUACAAAAAACCAUUCCUUGUUCCCCUGGUAACGGCCGCAUCCCCCACUCCUCCCUACCCCGGCUUCAGGCAGAAAACACCGUUCAGUUCAGACCUCUCGGGUGCUGCACGAGGGGGUUUAUAUGGGGAAAGCUGGGCCCAGACUUGGAUUUUUGGAGGCGCCGGGGCCCCCAGGGCCAGCGCCGGGGACAUGAAGCAGCAGCAGCAGCGGCGCAGCCGUGGGGAUGAACACGCCGCAGUUUCCCAACCGGCGCAGCUGGAACCGCUCUGUUCCUGCGGAUGCUCCGGGCCCACGGGGGCGGGACAGGCGUCACCUGGAACCUCAGGGACAGAGGGUUCGGUUGCAGUUUUCUCUCCGGUGUCUGGAGCGGUACCGGCGGGCACCCGCGAACAGCCCACCUGGCUGGAUCCGCAGCGCCGUCCGUUGCCGUAAAUCUCUGCAAUUGGAAGCCCGUACCCUGGCACCGUCCGGUUGCAAAGUCAAAUUUAAAUAAGAAACGUGGCGAGGUUUCUAUGGGGAAAAAAAAGCAGCUGUAGUUGAGCAAAGGGAACCCCUGCGCGUUGGGAAGGCGCACGGGCCGGUUCCAGCAGGGAGAGCCGGGGCCCUCGUGCCGCGCUGUGCAGUUUGGCCAAGGGUGUUUUCUCAAGUUUUUCCCUCAUUUUGCUGUACCAGAUCCCACCCGAGCUUCUCACCAGCGUUCCCAGGGGCCUGAGGAGCGCUACGAACAGCCAGCGCCCGACCUGGCGCUGGAGGAUCCGCGUGCCCCUGGGGGACAGCACUUGGGCAAGCAAAAGCCCACCCUGUGGCUUGUGUCUUACUGUGGAGUCUCUUCCUCUUCCUCUCACUUAUUUUUGUCAUGUAAAACUACCUGCUUUAUAAAUGAAUGUAAAAUACAGUAGUUCUUCAGCACAUGGACAAAUGUGUAUUUUAUCUUAAUGUUUCAUUUUAUGUUAAAUAAAAAGCAUAUGAUUUUAUGGUCGGCAGUGCUGCUCGUGUUCAUUUGUCAAUGAAAUUUAAAUCUUUUCUUCCAAGGGACGCCGAGAAGCGAUGGUGCAGUACAUUUUUCUGGCUUUAUAAGCUGUGGACAGCUGUAAAUGUUUUUCGAUGUAUUUCACGGGGAAAACUUUGGUUUAAUACCCAGCCUUAAUAAACACGCUGCAGCUCCCUCAGGCCUCGCUUC
Messenger RNA from Chroicocephalus ridibundus (black-headed gull), 12730 nucleotides. RefSeq names its product ASXL transcriptional regulator 2 (gene ASXL2). NCBI's taxonomy places the organism in Eukaryota, Metazoa, Chordata, Aves, Charadriiformes, Laridae. The record is from RefSeq and is a predicted model, not a curated record. Gene Ontology annotation, cellular component: PR-DUB complex. Bases 160 to 4677 code for a protein of 1505 amino acids. Gene Ontology annotation, biological process: animal organ morphogenesis; positive regulation of transcription by RNA polymerase II. The transcript is spliced from 13 exons. Gene Ontology annotation, molecular function: peroxisome proliferator activated receptor binding; chromatin binding; DNA binding.